AUGACUGAUGUUCUCGAUGAACCAUCGUCGAAAAAACCGAAACUCUCAUCACCAUCAGACUUUGAUGAUGAUCCGUUGAGUGAACUGGAGAAAUUGGAGCCUUUGCCGUCCAUUCUGGAGACGAUGUCUCAAACACCAUCCAGUGUUCAUAUGUCGGCGAAUAAUGGACCGGGACCAUCAUCCGUUGGUUCCACUGGCGGUACAAGCCAACCACCCUCAGUUAGCCAUGGGAAUUAUAUGGGACCAUCGCCAGUGAUACAGUCUCAAGCCGGUGCACCAGCGCAAACACAUAAUGCCCAAUCACAGCAAAAUGCUCCAUCGCAACCCAGUGUUUUGCAAGAGUUAUUGUUAAAUCCAUCGAACCAAAAUAAUCAAACGUUAAACAGUCCACGGCCACCUUAUACUACUCAGUAUCAGACGAGGAGUCCAGUGACGAGUGGUGCCACGAUGAUGGCAUCAGCAAAUUGUCCUCCAAAUGUAGCUCUAUCUGCUGGACCACGAGGAUUACGAGCUACUGGACCUCAAAUGUACGGGCCCGCAGGUCACACUGAUAUAACUAUGCAACCGGGUGGCGGUCCUCAGCUAGGGCACCCAACUCAGCAAAGCAGCUAUGUUGCCUCACAGAUGAUGCCACCGCCUAAUCAGCAAUCUCCACAAUCUCUUUCAUAUGCCUAUCAGCAAUCCGGUUCUCGACCAGUUUAUGCAAAUACAGGUUCACGGGCGGUUUAUGCGGCCGCUACACGAAGUGCAACACCACAAGCUAUGAGUUUGGCUAGGGGUAGUGCACCCGUAAUGCUUAAUGGAACUUCGGCUCCCCGAAUCCGAGCUGCUCAUCAAGGUAUGAUAACAAUGCAGCAAGGGGGUGGACAAAUGAUGCGAACAGUUAUGGUCCAGCAGGGUCCACCAUAUGACCAAGGUGGUUAUGCUAUACCACCUCAGCGAGCAUCCGAUCCUUAUGGUAUUUCGCAGACGCAAACUGGAGCAUCGCCAAAUUAUGCGCAGUUGCCACAGAGCCAUAUGGUAGCUAGAAACCAACCAAUGCCUUACACUAAUACACCAUCUGCACCACCAGCGAUUCAACAAAGUAGUACGAUGAUACCACACAUGAUGGAGCAUUCGACAAUAUCACCACAACAGCAACCAAAUCAGCAGCCACCACCACAACCACAAUCAUCAUCAUUAACUCACGGAAAUGUAAUGCCGCCGCAGAUGAGUACAUCAACAGCGACAAUAGCAGGGACUCCCGGCCCAAUAUCUGGCCCAAAAUCUGGAAUACUGUCGAGUUUGCCGCCACCUCAGAUGCCACCAGCAAAUGCUUCAGCUACUAGUCAAAUACAACAGUUUGCUGGCAUGAACAACACUGCGCCGCGAGAUGGAACAUCAAUAAGCAGUACACUUUCAACUAGUGGUACGCAAGGGAAUAAUCAAGACCCUGGACGACGAAAACUUAUUCAGUUACAGUUGGUAUUACUUUUGCAUGCCCACAAAUGCCAACAGCGAGAACGAUCUGCGGAUGGAGCGAAUGGACGAUAUACUUGCACUUUACAGCACUGUUCAACGAUGAAGGGAGUAUUGCAACAUAUGACAACAUGUAAUAGUGGAAGUGCUUGUAAUUACCCUCACUGUCCGUCAUCCCGACAAAUCAUUUCUCACUGGAAGAACUGUGUGCGUGACGACUGUCCAGUAUGCACACCAUUGAAGAGUAGGCAAAAUGUAGCUCAAGCAGUUGAUCGACGUACUGUUUCCGGUGCAGAACCGUUCGGAACCGCGGGAGCAGGAUCUAUGCAACAAGUACCAUGUGUUCCAGGCAAUGCUACAGACAUUGAUAGUAUUGGUAUGCAAAAUCGAAUCAGUGCACCACAACAGCAACAACCACAGCAGCAACAACACCAGCCUGGUACGGCUUUGCCGCCAAAUGCAAAUUCACAUAACAUGUCAGCAUAUGAUUCGUGUGGGCCCACAUCAAUCAACGCUUUUCUAAUAGAUUUCAAUCCUUCAAACGAUCCGUUUCGAUCACCAAAUCCACCGAACAAAUUGGUGCCAUCAUUAGGUAAAGGUUCCGGUAUUUUCAUCACUUCGAAGGAUAUCAUUGGUUUACCACCUCCGGAUGCGCCAGUAGUUAAGAAACCAUGGCAGAAUGCAGUAACUGAGGAUUUGCGUAAUCAUUUGGUUAGAAAACUUGUGGAAGCGAUAUUUCCGUCACCUGACCCAGCGUCAAUCCACGAUCAACGUAUCAAAGAUCUAGUCAAUUAUGCGCGAAAAGUUGAAAGAGAAAUGUUCGAAUUAGCCAAUGAUCGCGGAGAAUAUUAUCAUCUGCUUGCGGAAAAAAUCUAUAAAAUUCAAAAAGAAUUGCAAGAGAAAAAAAUCAAGCGGUUACAUGAACAAGGACAAGCGGGUGCCGUGGCUGGCAUGCAACCACCCCAGCCAGGUGUUGACUUCGAUAUGCUUGGUCCGCCGAACCGAACAACACCGUCAUUCCAACCAAACACCAAUACCGGCACACCACAAAUGAAUGGACUGUCUACCUCUAUAAGUGGAAAUGCAAUGACGAAUGGUCAGGUAGUAACUUCAGGGAUAAAAAUGGAAGUGCCUGGUGAUGUAUCAAUUGGUACCGAACCAUCAGGUGCAGCAGAUGCCUCUGGAUGUUGUUCGAAACCUGGGACAUCCAAUACAGCAAACGCAGAAAAGGCCAAAGCUUCCAUUAGUGCAGUUAAAAUGGAAAUGAAAGCUGGUAAAGUUGAUAGUAAAAGCGGAACGAAAGUUGAAGAAAGGAAGGAAUUGCCUGAUAAGGUGUUUGAUGCCAAUGAAUUACGACACAGGAUGAAACCAGUUUUGGAUAGAAUAUAUGCUAUGGAAGAAUCAAUACCAUUCAGAAUGCCUGUCGAUCCGGAAAUUCUUGGCAUCCCGGAUUAUUUCGAUAUUGUCAAGAAACCUAUGGAUCUGUCAACAGUAAGCGGUAAACUUGAUAAAGGUAUAUAUAAGAAUCCAUGGGAUUUCAGUGAUGAUAUGUGGUUAAUGUUCGAUAAUGCUUGGCUAUAUAACCGGAAGAAUUCAAAAGUUUACAAAUAUUGCAAUAAGUUGAGCGAGGCUUUUGUGGAAGAAAUCAAUCCUAUAAUGCAAAGAAUGGGUUACUGCUGUGGCCAAAAAAUGUCGUUCACGCCACUGGCACUGUUUUGUUAUGGCCAGUCAAUGUGUACCAUCGCACGCGACCAGAUAUACCAUGUUUAUGAAACAACAUCAACCCAAUAUGGUGUAACAGUUUCGGAGCGUUAUACAUACUGCACGAAAUGUUUUGAAGCUUUACCAGAAAGUGGCAUAAGUUUGAGUGAGAAUCCAAACGAUACAUCUAAUAUGGUGCCGAAAUCGAAAUUUGUACAAAUGAAGAAUGAUCAGAUUGAUAUUGAGCCAUUUGAAAAAUGUAUCAAAUGCUUUCGGAAGUGGCACCGAGUAUGCGCGCUUUUCAACAAAAAAGUUUUUCCGGACGGAUUCAUUUGUGCGACAUGUCGCCGCGAAAAAAAUUUGGCACCGCCAGAAAAUCGUUUUACAGCCAAGAAAUUACCACAUUGCCAAUUGUCACGAUUUAUUGAGGAGCGCGUCAACAAAUUUAUGAAGAAUAAUCCUGCUGGCAAAGAUUAUGAAGUUAUCAUUCGUGUGCUUUGUGCGGCUGACAAGGAAGUGGAAGUGAAGCCUUUGAUGAAACAAAAGUACGGAUCUCUUGGUUUUCCGGAAAAAUUCCCGUAUCGAACAAAAGCAAUUUUUGCUUUCGAAGUCAUUGACGGUGUGGAAGUUUGUUUUUUCGGUUUACAUGUGCAAGAAUAUGGGAGCAACUGCCCACCACCAAAUAAAAGACGAGUAUAUAUAGCCUACUUGGAUUCAGUGCAUUUCUUUCAACCUCGACAGUUACGUACGGAAGUAUAUCACGAAAUCUUGUUGGGUUAUCUAAAUUAUGCAAUGAUGUUGGGUUAUACAAUGGCUCAUAUUUGGGCAUGUCCACCAUCUGAGGGUGACGACUACAUUUUCCACUGUCAUCCACCAGAACAGCGAAUACCAAAGCCUAAACGCCUUCAAGAUUGGUAUAAGAAAAUGCUUGAUAAAGGUGUUGGCGAGCAUACAGUUUUUGAUUACAAAGAUAUUUACAAACAAGCGCGGGAUGAGAACUUGGUGACGCCGAUGGAACUAUCCUAUUUUGAAGGGGAUUUUUGGCCCAAUGUAAUCGAAGACUGCAUUCGUGAAGCACAAAAUGAAGAACAGGAGCGCAAGCGUCAGGAGGAAGCGGCACGCCAAGAACAAAAUGCCGAGGAUGAAGACGGUGAUGAUAUGUUUCAUGAUGGAGAUAAUGGAAAGAGUAAAAAGAACAGCAAAAAGAAGAAUAAUUUGAAGAAGGGUAACUCGAAGAAUAAGAAAAAGGUUUGUUCUCAAACGGGUAAUGAAGUCACCGAUAAAUUGUACAUAAAUUUCGAGAAACAUAAGGAAGUAUUCUUUACUAUUCGACUUAUGAGCCCGCAGUCGGAGUUAUCAGCACAAAACAAUGAAAUUAAGGAUCCUGAUCCAUUAAUAGCAAGUGAUCUUAUGGAUGGGCGUGAUACAUUCUUAACGCGUGCUCGUGAUGAACAUUGGGAAUUUUCCUCAUUACGACGCGCCAAAUAUUCCACGAUAUGCUUUUGUCAUGCAUUACACAAUCAGGAGAAAAGCGAAGGACUUUCAUACACAUGUAAUAGUUGUCAAGGAACAGCUAUAUGGCACUGUACAACUUGCGAAGAUUUCGAUCUUUGCAAUAAAUGCUAUGAAACAAUGUCGCAUCCACACAAGCUGGAGAAAGUCAGCACAUUAGUGGAAGUAGAGGAUAAACAUGAUGCAAGCAAUUCGCGAACUGAAAGCAUUCAGCGGUGCAUUCAAUCACUGGUACAUGCAUGCCAAUGUCGCGAUGCAAAUUGUCGCCGUUCAACAUGUCAUAAAAUGAAGCGUGUUGUGCAACACACCAAAGGUUGCAAAAAGCGUCAAAAUGCAAAUUGCGCUAUUUGCAAACAGCUUAUUGCUCUAUGUUGCUAUCAUGCCAAGCAUUGCAACGGGACUUCAUGUCAGGUUCCAUUCUGCUUAAAUAUUCGUCAGAAACUACAAGAACAACGAAGGUCACAGAAUCGUCGUGCUGACAUGAUGAUGCGUCGACGUAUGGAUAUGCUUUCUAGUGGUUAUGGUGGAACCAACACACCAGGCCCCUCGCAAUCUAACGGACCAACUGGUGCAAUGAAUAUAUCCCAGACAGUGGCGACUCAUCAUGGUGCUGGAUCAAUGCAAACUUAUCAGGGCACGGGUAUGGCACAUAUGCAGCACAUGCAAAUGGGACAGCCGCAGAGCGUGAUGCCGUCUGGCCAGCAACAAAUGGCACAAAUGCAGCAACUGCAGCCACAUCAGUACCAGACACAUGGAAAAGGUGGUGCUGUACAGAGCAGUUCACAAAUACACAUGAUGGGUGUACCGACAACAAUGCAGCAAAGCCAUACGAUAUCACAAGUUCAACAGCAACAAGCUCCACAUCAGCAAGGCGUACGCAUGAACAUGACAUCACAAAUGGGCGGUAUGCAAAGGCCCGGAAUGGUUGGACAAAUGCAACAUACUCAACAGCCGAUGAAUCCUCCACCAUAUGGACGUGGUGCUACACAGCAAAGCGCCUAUGGUAUAUCCGGAACCGCAGGGCCAUCUUCUAGCUACGGAAGUAAUGCAGGACAACCAAUGAUGCUUGGACAGUCCGUGCCACAGAAUUCGCAAUCACAGCCAAUGAUGCAGCAGGGAAUGCAGAAUUUACGAGCGAAAGCUUAUGCUGGACAGCCAAUCGAUCGCACCGCGUUGCAGCAAGAUCCCCAGGUGCAAGCAAUAUUAACAAGGUUUAAAAAUGCAGAACGAGCGGAAGACAAAGAUAAAGUAUUGAAUGAUCUAAAGAAAAUGCCUCAUCUUUUUGCCGCUUUUAUCAAAAUGACGAACAAUGAAAGAAGUGGUGGAGAUAUUCCACAAAGCUUAAAUCAGCAACAGCUUGGUGCCAUACAACAACAGGGAAUGAUAAGGCAACCUCAAAUGGUAACUCAACAAAGUGGGCAGUGGCAGCAAGGGACAGUUUCACAGCAACAGUACUAUCAACAGCAGCAACCACAAGUAUCACAAAGUGGCCAGCAACAGUCCCGCGGUCCCGGUGGUCAGUAUGCAUCGAUGAGUUCACAGGGUCAAAUGGCCGGUAGUACUCUGCCACAACCACAGUGGCAGCAACAGUUCCAGCGAAACCCACAACCCGUGAGCCCAGCUAUGCAGUCUCAGUUCAAUCAGGUUCGUUCACCACCUAUUGGACGUUCACCAUCUGUGAGCAAUGUUACUCAAUCAUCAAUGAUGCAACCUGGUGCGGCGCAACCUGGUGUACAACAAAUGCAGCAAGGGGCAGUUAAUCAAGAUCAGCAACCAUACAGAUAA
This is a messenger RNA of Cercopithifilaria johnstoni, 6456 nucleotides long. Lineage: Eukaryota; Metazoa; Nematoda; Chromadorea; Rhabditida; Onchocercidae. The record is from the annotation of a GenBank genome assembly.